CUGUUGAAACAGACAGUAGUCAAAAUGUUGAAAGUGAAACUGUUGAAACAGACAGUAGUUAAAAUAUUAAAAGUUAAACUGUUGAAACAGACAGGACAGGGGUCCUGUAGCCUGAAGGGCUAGAAAUGAAAUGCAAGCACAAAUGCAAAACAGUUGUUUUGAUCAUGGCGUGUAGAGCAUAAGAUAUGAUGUUUAAAAUUUUUUUUUUAGGUUUAAGGAUAAUAAAAAAAAAAAAAAAAAAAAAUAAUAAUAAUAAUAAUAAUAAUAAUGAAUGAAUUUGAAGAUUACGUUUGUCAAUGUUUAGUAGCGGUUUUGUAAGAAAACUUAUCCUUGUUAAACUGAAAUUUUUAUAAUUUGUUAAUAAAAAUGUUUUAUGUAUAUCGCAAAGUAUAUUUUGGAAGUAUUGCACGAGGUCGUGUAAUGGUCAGGAUGGCCGUGUCGACGCGGGCAGUUCGUUGUAUGAGUGUGAGGCAUUUCGCAGGAAUGUUAUUUCAUCAUUAUUUGGCAAUUGCAUCAGCCUCUAAUUGAGUUGCGAUUGGCUGAUGGCAUUUGGUAGUUUUGGAAGGUACCGUUUUAGCGCGGCGACAGCGCCACAACGCUGUCGCCGAGCGUGGUUCGAUGGUAGGCACAAAAGAAGAAGUGUGCGACGCAAGUCAGUUCAAUUCUAGACUUCGACCACCGAAACUCGCUGCGCGAUUAGAAAAUGGAACAGUUUAAUGACGCGUUUAUAUACACAUGUCCAGCCAAACAGGAAGUGUAAUAUUCAUAGCUCCAUUGUCCAUUUUGAGUGGACAAAAAAAGUAACGGUCCCGCUGACCAAAAGGGCACCAUACCUGCACUCUCCAAUGAGCUUCGGAAAAAAGAGUUGUAAAAAGAGAAUGGGAGUUCGAUGGAGAGCGGAGCGGUGGAGAGAGCAUCAUACCAUCACUAGCGCUUUCUUCGGCAUUUCUUUCGUCAGUUACCAAGCGAACCUCUAAGCGCGAGGUCGUUUUUUGAAGCUCCGCCAAGGGAAUUGUGACGAAAAUCGCUUGGGAAGUGCGCACGCAUGCGCAAAGCCAAAGAAAAGAAAGAAAGUGCGCACAAAAAAAUAUAAAAACAAACAAAUCGCGCUGGGGAAGUCGAGAAUUGUUAUUUCGUUUCUCAAGUGAGUAAAACAAAAACAAAAAGCAAGACGAGAGAGAAGAGAGCGAAAUAAAGUGUGCCAAGCGCGAAAAAGGUACAUAUUCAAAAAAGAAAUCAAAGUCAAACAAGAAGAAUCGGGGCUCCAAAAAGGAAUACGCACAGCCUAUUCUUCGACGCCUACGCAGAAGCUUUCUUCUUUCAACAAAUGUGAUUCAUGCCGCUAGCUUACUGUUACGCAUUUCACUUUGGCAACCGUUUGCUAAUUUAUUUAGCAGAAUAUUUUCAUGUUACAUUUUAGUUUUUUUUUACAGUGGACUUUUUUUUUGAUACCUUGAACUUGAUCUGUGAGCUCAUUCAACUCUUACAACCUGUUUGCAACAACAACAACAAGAUAAGGCAGGAACAACAACAAGUUUUGUAAUUGAAAUUGACUAAAACAACAACAAAAAACGCAACAUCAGUAACAGGCUCUAAUAGUUACCAUACUUUGAUUAUGCAAAGAUUGGCAAGAGAAAAUGCAUUUCCUCUCUCUCAGCUUUUUUCUCACUGAUAAGGCUAUUAAGGAAAAUAGCCAUUACAUAUUUUCUGAUAGUUCGCUAAGAAUGGAUUAUCUUAAUAAUCCAUGUAUUUAAAGAUAUUUUUUUAAUAUAUUAUCUUGCAUUAUUAUUUUUUUAUAAUUUUUAAUUCAGUUCAAUUUUGAGUUAAUUAAUACUUUGCCACUCAAUUGAAACUAGAUUAUUACCAAGGGCAGUUUGUGCCAGGGGAAGUACCACUGUAUCUAAGCAAACUGGUUGCAAGGUUGCACACUACGUGUGAGUGAAUGUGUUAGGGAAUUUGUGAGUGUGCAUCACAAUUGUUGCAUGCGGCUCGACCGGGAGUGAAAAGUUGCUAGCAGCUGCUUUUUUUCAGUUUUGUUUAUUCCAAUUGUUUUUGUUUUUGUAUCGCUGCCCAGUGAAGUUUUAUAAUAGACUGGGAGAUUUCACUUUUAUGUGGGCGGCCCCCUAUUCAUCACACUUCCCCGCUUCAAAACAAUCCGUUUCAUAUUCCACUUAUUUACAUUCCAACACGUGAUGCGACAGAUUUUUGAAAAAUCACAUAAAAUAUCACUCGGAUAUAUUAUUAAGUGUAUAGGUAGCAAUGAGAACGGAAGUCCAUGUAGUGACGAAGAGUAUCACGAUAGGGUAUGUACUAUAAAGUAACGAACAACUUGUUGAUCACUUUUUCCAAGAAUUAAAUAUACUAAACCCGAAGUUACGAAGUCAUUUAUAAAACCACAUAGCCAAAGAACAAUUUAAUUCAUAGCGAUAGGGGGACUGUUUGCAUUACCCAUUAGCCACCUAGAUUUAUCGAUCACGAUCAUUUGGAAUCGUAAUACUUCGCAGAGUUGAGGGAAUCCAGCCAAAUUUAUGCACAACAAAUGCAAGUUACGAAAUCGACGCGAUCGCAGCGAUACGAUCGUGAUCAAAAUAUUGAGUAUGAAAAUCGCACCCUAUAACCCGAUUACAUACGAAAUGUCUAUGAUACUUUUCAUGUCAUGUGUCCGCUUUUUUUCGGUUUUUAUUCCCUUAAAACUUGCUUCUUUAACCGAAAAUAAUAUGAUUGUCAUUGCAGCCACGUCGCAUCUAAAAUCAGCGACCUAUAUCUAUAUUUACAUAAAGUAGACACCCCCUAACUGAAUCCCAAGCGGAUCCCGACCCAGAAAAUGAGCUCGGCGAUCGUUGGAGCCGCCUCGGCCAUUGGAGGAGCGGUAACGGCGGCCACCAGCAACAGUUGGUUCAUCCCGAUGCUGAUGGCAGCGGUGGCCUAUUUCCAGUACGAGGAGAUCAUCGAUCCUGAAUCAAAGCCCAGUGAUGUGGGCGGCGACGACAUUCUCGACCAUUAUGACUUUAUAGUGAUAGGUGCCGGAUCGGCGGGUGCCGUGGUGGCGAAUCGAUUGACGGAGGUGGAGAACUGGAACGUGCUUUUGCUGGAGGCCGGUGGCGAUGAAACGGAACUCACGGACGUCCCUUUGAUGGCCGGCUACCUGCAGCUGUCCAAGAUUGACUGGCAGUACAAAACGGAACCAUCGGGAACAUCUUGCUUGGCAAUGCAAGGAGGUCGUUGCAAUUGGCCCAGAGGCAAGGUUCUCGGCGGAAGCUCAGUUCUCAACUAUAUGUUGUAUCUGCGGGGAUCUAAGCACGACUACGACAACUGGGAAGCCAUGGGCAAUCCCAGUUGGUCGUAUCGCGACGCUCUGUACUAUUUCAAGAAGUCGGAGGAUAACACUAAUCAGUAUCUGGCCAAUACACCCUAUCAUGCCACUGGUGGUUAUCUGACAGUUGGCGAGGCUCCAUAUCACACACCACUGGCGGCUAGUUUUGUGGAGGCCGGCGUGGAGAUGGGCUACGACAAUCGGGAUCUGAAUGGUGAAAAGAUGACCGGAUUUAUGAUUGCCCAGGGCACAACAAGACGCGGAUCGCGGUGCUCCACGUCGAAGGCUUUCUUAAGACCUGCAAGAUUACGUCCUAAUUUGCACAUCUCCAUGAACUCACACGUAACUCGCAUCAUGAUCGAUCCCGUGACAAAACUAGCUUUCGGAGUGGAGUUUGUAAAGGACCAGAAACUCUACCAUGUUAGGGCCACCAAGGAGGUGGUUCUAUCCGGCGGAUCGGUAAAUAGUCCGCAACUGCUGAUGCUCAGUGGCGUGGGUCCACGAAAGGAGUUGGCCAAACAUCGAAUACCGCUCAUCAAGGAACUGAGUGUUGGUGAAAACCUGCAGGAUCACAUUGGUCUGGGCGGCCUGACUUUUCUGGUCAAUCAACCCGUGUCCAUUGUGGAGAAUCGUUUUCAUACCAUGUCAACUGUACUGCAAUACGCUGUAUUUGGACAAGGCCCAUUGACCAUAUUGGGUGGAGUGGAGGGAUUGGCCUAUGUGAACACCAAGUAUGCAAAUAGCUCACUGGAUUGGCCAGAUAUUGAGUUUCAUUUCGUAUCCGGAUCGACGAAUUCCGAUGGCGGAUCGCAACUGCGAAAGGCUCAUGGAUUAACUGAUGCCUUCUACAGAGCUGUCUUCGAACCGAUCAACAAUCGAGAUGCCUGGAGCAUAAUACCCAUGUUGCUGAGACCGCGCAGCGUGGGAAGUAUUCGCCUGAGGAGCGGAAAUCCUUUCGAUUACCCCUAUAUCUUUCCCAACUAUCUGACGGAUGACUUCGAUAUGAAGACCCUGAUCGAGGGCGUGAAGAUAGCGGUGGCAUUAUCCCGAACGAAAGCCAUGCAGCGAUUUGGGUCCAGAAUUUCGAGCAUCCGCUGGCCGGGAUGCGAGCAAGUUCCCCUCUUCACCGAUGCCUUUUGGGAAUGUAUGGUCAGGCGGUAUACGUCCACCAUUUAUCACCCGGUGGGCACCUGCAAGAUGGGCCCCUACUGGGACAAGGAUGCAGUGGUGGACGCCAAGCUGAGGGUCUACGGGAUCCGAGGACUGCGCGUCAUUGAUGCCAGUAUUAUGCCCAAGUUGGUGUCCGCCAAUACGAAUGCGCCAGUGAUUAUGAUCGCCGAGAAGGGCAGCGAUAUGAUCAAGGAGUUCUGGAUCAAGAACACCAUCGUCUGAACGAAACUUACUUUAUAGAGUAGUUAAACUAUAGUUUUCUAGAGCUGAUUUCUUAGCAGUUAUAGGAACUCAUUAAUAAAUCAGCUCAGUAAACUGUGUUUUAUCCGUUGAAUGACUGAAUAUCUGGUUAUUGUGAAUGUCUUAAUGAUUGAACUGAGUUUGAUUGCCUGUGAGUGUUAAGAUUAAGUGCCUGCGAGUUGUGUAUAUGUUUUAGAAAUUAAGCCCAAGCUGAUGACCCAUCCAAAAUUAUUUUAUCAAACUCGAAUCAUCCCGUAUUUUUUUUGAAGUAUCUUAUAAGCAUGCCCUUGUAUUUAUUUUAAUAUAUUGUGAACGCAAUAAAAAAUUAAAAUACGGUCA
Molecule: messenger RNA, 5062 nt
Organism: Drosophila sechellia
Lineage: Eukaryota; Metazoa; Arthropoda; Insecta; Diptera; Drosophilidae
Product: glucose dehydrogenase [FAD, quinone]
Exons: 2
Coding region: 2825-4705 (626 amino acids)
Molecular function (GO): oxidoreductase activity, acting on CH-OH group of donors; flavin adenine dinucleotide binding
Source: RefSeq, a predicted model, not a curated record